AUGGCCACCAACAUCACCUUCCACGCCUCCGCCCUGACCCGCGACGAGCGCAGCUCCCAGCUCAACCAGCGCGGGCUGACCAUCUGGCUGACGGGCCUAUCCGCCUCCGGCAAGUCGACGCUGGCCGUCGAGCUCGAGCACCAGCUACUGCGCGACCGCGGCGUGCACGCCUACCGAUUGGAUGGCGACAACAUCCGGUUCGGCCUGAACAAGGACCUGGGCUUCAGCGAGGCCGACCGCACGGAGAACAUCCGGCGCAUUGCGGAGGUGGCCAAGCUGUUCGCCGACAGCGCUUCCAUCGCCAUCACCUCGUUCAUCUCGCCCUACCGUGCCGACCGCGACCAGGCCCGCGCGCUGCACGAGGUACCCACCCCCGGCGAGGCGACCGGUCUGCCCUUCGUGGAGGUCUACGUUGAUGUCCCCGUGGAGGUUGCUGAGCAGCGUGAUCCCAAGGGUCUCUACAAGAAGGCCCGUGAGGGUGUCAUCAAGGAGUUCACUGGUAUCUCGGCUCCCUAUGAGGCCCCUGCCAACCCCGAGAUUCACAUUAAGAACCAUGAGCUUCCGGUUAUGGAUGCCGUGAAGCAGAUCAUUGAUUACCUGGACCAGAAGGGUUACCUGCCUCCCAAGAAGGCCUAA
Messenger RNA from Penicillium lagena, 636 nucleotides. RefSeq names its product adenylyl-sulfate kinase. Bases 1 to 636 code for a protein of 211 amino acids. Gene Ontology annotation, biological process: sulfate assimilation. The record is from RefSeq and is a predicted model, not a curated record. The transcript has 2 exons. Lineage: Eukaryota; Fungi; Ascomycota; Eurotiomycetes; Eurotiales; Aspergillaceae. Gene Ontology annotation, molecular function: ATP binding; adenylylsulfate kinase activity.